Molecule: messenger RNA, 1442 nt
Organism: Andrographis paniculata
Lineage: Eukaryota; Viridiplantae; Streptophyta; Magnoliopsida; Lamiales; Acanthaceae
Product: serine carboxypeptidase 1-like
Exons: 8
Coding region: 1-1434 (477 amino acids)
Biological process (GO): proteolysis
Cellular component (GO): vacuole
Molecular function (GO): serine-type carboxypeptidase activity
Source: RefSeq, a predicted model, not a curated record
AUGAACAAUCUUGCAUCUUUGUUUCUGGUAACAACCCUUUCCUUCGGUCUUUUGAUCCUCUGCAGUGCAGACCAGGCGACUUACCUGCAUCGCUAUCUCAAGACAAGGAGAUCAACUCAUUCCACCAAUACUGAAUUACCUGCAGAAAAGGAAGAGUUUGAUGAAUUUCUUUCAGACCAAUCUGGACUGAUGGCUGCUGACAAGAUUGACACAUUGCCAGGGGCCCCAGACAAUGUGGAUUUCGAUCAGUAUGCAGGGUAUGUUACAGUCGAUCCACAGGCUGGGAAGGCUCUCUUCUAUUACUUUGUCGAGUCUCCAGUUAAUUCUUCCACCAAUCCUCUGCUUCUGUGGCUUAAUGGAGGGCCAGGAUGCUCAUCAUUUGGAUAUGGAGCCAUGGAGGAGUUGGGCCCUUUCAGAGUCAACAGCGAUGGCAAAACUCUGUAUCGGAAUCCAUACGCGUGGAACAAUGUGGCGAAUGUGAUCUUCCUUGAGUCGCCUGCUGGGGUAGGCUUCUCAUAUUCAAACAGAACCAGUGAUUACAACAACACUGGCGACACAAGUACUGCCAACGAUGCCUACACUUUUCUGGUCAACUGGCUUGAGAGGUUCCCACAGUACAAAACCCGGGAUUUUUACAUCACAGGGGAGAGCUACGCCGGCCACUAUGUGCCUCAGUUGGCAAACACUAUCCUGCUCAGAAACAAGAUUAGCCAAACAGUGAUCAAUCUAAAGGGCAUUGCGAUAGGGAAUGCGCUGGUAGACGACACAUCAAUGGGGACUGGGUACUAUGACCAUGUAUGGUCACACGCAUUGAACUCUGAUGAGACGCAUGCAGCCAUCUUCAAGUACUGCAAUUUUGAAAACAACACUGCAUCCGAUCAAUGUUACAGUGCAGCAAUGACCUCUGCCAAAGAGCUGGGUGAUAUUGAUAUAAAUAACAUGUACGCACCAAUCUGUCUGAAUUCAGCGCUCAAGAAUGGCUCCACUGGUUCAGUUACUUUCUUCGAUCCCUGCUCAGAUGCAUACGUCACUUCCUACUUGAACACCGCAGAAGUACAAAAGGCUUUACAUGUGAUGCCCACAACUUGGAGUCACUGCAGAGGGUUCUACUGGAAAGAUUGGCAAAGUGAUGUUUUGCCCACAAUAAAGAAUAUCAUGGCUAGUGGCACACGAGUGUGGCUAUACAGUGGUGACAUAGAUGCAAAUGUUCCGGUUACAUCCACAAGGUAUGCAAUCAACAGCCUCAAGCUUCCAGUCGAGGCUGCCUGGGACGCAUGGUACCAUGAUAAUGAGGUAGGAGGCUAUGUCGUGGUAUACAAAGGACUGACCUUCGUGACAGUGAGAGGUGCAGGACAUCUUGUGCCAAGCUACCAACCUGAGAGGGCACUUUUCAUGCUUUCAUCUUUCCUUAAAGGGGUUUCUCCAGCUUCCUAGCCAUCAAA